AUGACUACUCCUAGUGUAGAAGAUAAAUUGCGAGCAGCAGCUUAUGCUGCUCACGUUCAAGUUCCAGAUGUAUUCAGGAUAUACGAUCAUCUUAGAACUGGCUUUAUUACAAGAUCUCAAUUUUUACGCUGCUUGGAUCAAUCUUUCAAGCUGCAAUUGAACAAUAAGGAUGAAUCCUAUUUAUGGGAACAAUACGGAUGGCAAAAGCCUGAUCAAAUCAACUAUGCAGAAUUGUCCAAGCUUAUCAGUUGUAAUUUUGACCCAUCAAAGUUCAUAUCAAGACCUGAAGAACAGGGUACACAAGAACAAACCGCUAGAUUUGUAAAACAGUUCAACAGGCAAACUUUGAGCGCCAAUUCCGAGCGAAAGUGCUUAGAAAUAUUGCGAAGGUGCAAAAAUUUCUGCCAGGGUCAUGGAAUUGACGUUAGAAGCUGCUUUCAAGAUUUUGAUAAGCAUCGCGAAGGCCGCGUUAGUGAAUAUCAAUUUUAUCGAUGUUUUCCUGGACCGUCAAAUGUAUCUGAAGCUGAUUUAAGGCUAUUAGCGGCAAGAUACUAUGAUAAUAGGACGAGGUCGUAUGACUAUAUCAAAUUUCAAUCGGAGAUCCUAAAUCUUGGUAAGCUAUCUACUAUACUUACAGUGCCGUAUAGAAUUGAAAUAUACAUCGCCUAUAUUUUAAUAUUGGAUGCACAUGGCAUCAGGACAACUGAUUUUUUCAAAGACUAUGACAAGCAUCACAAUGGUGUUAUUACAGAGAAUCAGUUUUUAUGUGGUCUUUCCUUGGUUUGCGGGCCCUAUUUAACACUAACCCGAGAUGAACGUCAAAUCCUAGUCGAUAAUUUUAAGCAAAGUAAUCAAAGAGUUCGAUACCGUGAAUUUUGUUCAAAAAUGGAAAAUCCUUUUGUUGAUCCUGACUUGGAAGUUAAGCCCCUUUCCAUCACGUACCAACCACCCAAAGGUGCAUUAGCAAGGCCUGCAGUACAGCUGACUGAAAAAGAAGACAUGGAACUUCAUCGAAUUAUUUCAGAAAUUGGUAAUACUGUUCGCAAGCGACGAUUAUUAUUAUAUCCCUAUUUCAAAGACUUUGACAAGAAAUCAGGAUUUAGCCGUUCCAUUACAAGAGAUCAAUUCGCUCGUGCACUGCAGUUUAUUUCUAUAGCCUUACUGCCACAAGAUUUACAGCUAUUAUACAAGCGAUUUGAACAUCCUAAAGGCAAAGAGAUUGACUAUACAGCAUUUAUACAAGCUGUUGAUCAAGAAUUUAUCGCAUCAACGCAAGAUUCAAUUUCAUCUAAAUUUCCGAAAAAAGAACAACCAAAAGCCGUCCAGACGCUUACCGCAAAAUCACAGACAUCAAGCCUUGACGAUCUAAUUGCUCGAAUUAAGCAUAUCCUGCUAACCAAUCGAAUCAGGGCAUUCGAAAGUUUUACCGAUUUUGAUACAUUGCGUUGUGGUUCUAUUACUGAGAAUCGUUUCAGAAUGGGAUUAUCUAACAUGGGUUUUAGCUCUAUGGGCAAAUAUAAUUUGGCAGAAAGUGAAUUUAAAUCUCUCUGCAAACACUAUGCCGAUCCAAAUCGUCAACAACAUGUUUUAUGGAGAUGUUUUAUGGAUGACGUUGACCAAGUAUUUACCGGCAAAGAACUUGAAAAAACGCCUAGCACAGUUGUCGCUCCAUCUGAAACAGCUUUACUUCCUAGGCUUGGUGCAACCAAUUGGAACAAUGUGGAAGAUAGAAGAAAAGAGCGUUUGAAUGCAAUACUUCAUCGCAUGAAGAAGAAUAUCGAGCAGCGACGAGUUUUAGCGACUCCAUUCUUUCGUGAUUUUGACAAGCAUAAUCAUGGCCAUGUUACAUCAUUUCAAUUCCGUCAAUGCCUAACCUAUAUGGGAUUGCAUACCUCUGAUGAAGAAUUACAGAUUAUCGAGGAAAAAUUCGCUGAUAGUGAGGGAUUUAACUAUGUUGAAUUUCUUCAAGUUGUGCAACCUGAAAAACGUGAUCAACCAACAUAUGCUACCCGUCUUAAUGCACGUAAUAUCGAUCAGUUUUCAACUAAUCCUUCGGAUGGCUUCACAUCACAUUCAACGGAAGUACGGCAACUUAUCGAUAGCUUGAAAUCUAAGGUGAUGAAAGAGCGUAUUCGUGUAUCGGAAUUUAUGCGCGAUUACGAUCGCUUGCGAAGUGGUAGAUUACAACGAGCAACCUUUAGGAGGGCCUUAGAUUUAUGCCGAUUUGGUUUGAAUAUCGAUCAAUAUAAUCUGAUUGAAAAUACCUUUCUAUCUACUCAACAAGAGGGCUAUGUCGAUUAUGUCCGAUUUUGUGAUGAAAUUGAAUCAGCAAUUACGGUUAAAGGACUGGAAAAAGAUCCGUUAGCUGAAGUAAGCCAAUUUUCUGUUAGUCGCGAUGUUAUACACAACGAAUUGACAAGGGAGGAGCAACAAUUAUUGCAAUCUGUAAUGACCAAAUUAGCGGAAAGAGUACGCCAACGACGAAUUCAGCUAUUCCCCAUGUUUGAGGAUUACGAUCGUGUUCGUAAUGGGAAUGUCUCUAAAUCUCAGUUCCGUCGUGUUUUGAGCAUGUUGGCUCUUGACGGCGCUGUCAGUGAGCACGAAUUUGCAGUUCUCGCUAAAAAAUUUAUCCAUUCUGUUGGUGGCCGUAGCGAUAUUGAUUAUGUUACCUUUAGCGAUUGCAUCUAUGACAUGUGUGGAUUUGAAUGGCGCAAGCCUUAA
This is a messenger RNA of Trichoplax adhaerens, 2721 nucleotides long. RefSeq lists its product as uncharacterized. Gene Ontology annotation, molecular function: calcium ion binding. Bases 1 to 2721 code for a protein of 906 amino acids. The transcript has 23 exons. The record is from RefSeq and is a predicted model, not a curated record. Lineage: Eukaryota; Metazoa; Placozoa; Uniplacotomia; Trichoplacea; Trichoplacidae.